Messenger RNA from Aspergillus puulaauensis, 279 nucleotides. Its product is annotated as ATP synthase subunit e. Lineage: Eukaryota; Fungi; Ascomycota; Eurotiomycetes; Eurotiales; Aspergillaceae. Gene Ontology annotation, biological process: proton motive force-driven ATP synthesis. The transcript is spliced from 3 exons. The record is from RefSeq and is a predicted model, not a curated record. Gene Ontology annotation, molecular function: proton transmembrane transporter activity. Bases 1 to 279 code for a protein of 92 amino acids.
AUGGCUGCUUCUCAGGGUGUUAAUGUUCUCCGUUAUUCGGCUCUCGUGGCUGGUCUUUUCUACGGUUUCUCCCACCAAUCUUCUAUCACUGCCACUACCAGACGCGCCGAGGCCGAUCGCGAAUAUGCCCGUCAGGAGCGCCUGAUCGAACAGGCCAGGGCUGAAUGGAAGAAGAAGACGCAACCUCAGGAAACCAACUCAACGGGCAUCAUUACGGAUCCCGAGAACCCCAAGUUCGAUCUGGAGGCAUUCCUGAAGCUGAAGGCUGGUGAGGCUUAA